AUGGUGCUCAACCUGUUACCAUAUGUCCUUGUCGCAUCGUUCCAGUUGAAUGCUUUAGUGAGCAACUUGCCAUACCAUUUGUUUCAGCGAAGUCUACCAGGGUCACUCGCAACUGCCCCUGAAGGAGCAGUAGGCUACUAUCAGCCGCCACCGGGACCUGUUGUCAAUAAUGCUCAGCCGACGGAGACCAGGCCAGCAGUGGAUACGACAGCAUCAGUGACAAGCACAGCGAACACUCAAGGUCUAUCGCGCGAGCCGAAACAAGAGCCAGCUGAACUUAACGGCGCACCAGCAGUGACAGCGACCCUUGCUUCUGUCUCUGACCUACUAGCGAACACUCUGUUCUUCAGUGGCUUUUCAAUCCUGGAGCCAAGCUUGGAAAUGGCACCGGCAAUUGUGGAAGUCGGUUGUCCUUAUGAGAAAUGUAUAGAGCUCGUGGAAAGAUAUCAUAGCUCUGACUGUUCAGAUGUAGCAAAAGAGAAAGCCGAAGCCUCGGUUCGGGCGGCGAUCAUCAGCUUUAAGGGCUCCGCUUCCCCGCAUUCAUGCAGCAGACCCCAAGCUGUUCAAAUUUCAUAUCUCUCCUAA
Messenger RNA from Aspergillus oryzae RIB40, 585 nucleotides. RefSeq lists its product as uncharacterized. Lineage: Eukaryota; Fungi; Ascomycota; Eurotiomycetes; Eurotiales; Aspergillaceae. Bases 1 to 585 code for a protein of 194 amino acids. The record is from RefSeq and is a predicted model, not a curated record. The transcript has 3 exons.